ACCACUGUGGAGGCAUUGAUUUGUGCUGAGAAUUGGAUAAGGUAUCCAGAUUCUGAUGUGAUCGAUGAUAAAGAAGAUGAUCAAGAGCAGUUUGACUAUGAAAAUGUUAAUAAUACCUGCCACACUCUAAUGGAAAGUCAAAGUACAAGUGAACGUAGCUAAAGGAGGUGGGAAGUCAGAGUUUCUUAAUUGAUGUUGAUGAUGGAGGAUAAGAAGAAACUAAUCUUGAUGAGGAGAAUGAAGACCUUGAGAAUGAUGAUGAUUAUGGUUAUAAUCUUUUGAAUGCUUUCAAUGAGCAAAGUUAUGCAAAUGUUGGUGGAGAUGGAGGAAUUAGUUCAUGAUGUUGUCAUGUUGAUGUUGGUAUCU
Messenger RNA from Linum tenue, 366 nucleotides. NCBI's taxonomy places the organism in Eukaryota, Viridiplantae, Streptophyta, Magnoliopsida, Malpighiales, Linaceae. The record is from the annotation of a GenBank genome assembly.